Messenger RNA from Drosophila ananassae, 2187 nucleotides. RefSeq names its product inactive serine protease scarface (gene scaf). The coding region runs from base 16 to 2172 and encodes 718 amino acids. The record is from RefSeq and is a predicted model, not a curated record. The transcript is spliced from 7 exons. Gene Ontology annotation, molecular function: serine-type endopeptidase activity. Gene Ontology annotation, biological process: proteolysis. Lineage: Eukaryota; Metazoa; Arthropoda; Insecta; Diptera; Drosophilidae.
GCUUGAGAUGCUCUGAUGCUGCUGGCGGCGACUGAGGCUGCGCAGCAACCGCAACAGGUCGCGCCAGCAUUGCUGAGCAGAUAUAAAAACGACGAUCACGGUAAAAUAUUCAAUCAAAUUCACAAUCAAAUCAAGUUGUUCGUUCGCGCUCGGGCUCAAGAAAUUUUCGUUCUAUUAAUUAUUCAACAUUCCAACUACACUAAAAUGGGACGUUUUCGACAGCAGCCUACUAUACUCCUAGUAUUUUGUGUGCUGGCCCUGGGAAAAUGUGACUAUCAGGAAAAUAUGUUUCUCAAUGGUCAAUACCAAAGCGGCGUAAAGGAACUCCGGGAAACACAUUUUUCGGUAAACCCCACGUCGAACGUUUUCCUCAAGCACGCCAUUAUUAGCCGACAAGCUUCGCCAUUUCAAGGGCCUACCUAUUUGCCCCCCAAGGAGUAUUUAAAGUGUGCUCAGGGACAGCAGUGUGUUCGCCAAGGACAGUGCUUGAAUGGCUUCUUUAGCCAGCAAGUGCCACGGAUCCAAAACUGCGAACCGGAAACCGACACCUGCUGCACUUACCGACCUCCAUUAACAACAACCACAACGACAACCACCGCACUACCGUUCGCAUCCUGUGCUUUCGAUUCGGACUGUGUGGCACCGGAGAAUUGUCGCAGCGGCGAAAUCAUUGCCAUCAAUUACGUUAAGAAGCAAGGGCCCAACCGUUGCUACGAACCGGACGUUUGCUGCCGCAUGCCAUCGACCACACUAACAGAGGAUGGAUAUAUCUUUAACCUGCCCGAGAAAAACUUUCCGCUACCCACCAACCCAACAGUUCCCGCUGUUCGCACCACCCAGCCUGCGCGUCGCCCGCUGCCCACCACGGCACCUGUCACCAGGCCAACUAACGAAUACCUACCGCCUGAGACUACUCGGCGCCCCGCCUACCAACCCUUACAAACUACUCAGCGUUCUGUUUACCAACCACCUCCCACAACACCUCGCGCUGUGACGCAGUCCCCACGCCCCCAACCGACUCAAGUCCAGCCUUUGGCAACACGUCGCCCCAUCAACGGGUACCUUCCUCCAGUUUCGGUUAACGAAAUUCCGCACCGUGAAAAACCAGACUACGAACAGGAUCGUGUGCCCCAGCCCUCGAAUGAGAAGCCAAUCUAUCGCGGGGAGGACCAGCUUUCGCCUCAAAUCUUUCCAACACCUCAGACCGCAAACACUCCAAAACACUUCGCCAAAUGCGCCUCGGCUCUAGUCUGCACCUCCGAAAAUUACUGCAAUGCCAUCGGGGUACUUUCCGAUACUCCAGUCGAGCUAACUCCUAUGGAAGCUGCCUUCCGUGUUCCAUUAACCGACUGCCUCCAGACCGAGACCGGAACGCCUGGCAAAUGCUGCCGCGACCCGAAUUACGUUGACCCUUGGCCGGUAAAUUUGGCUGGCGUGUGCGCCACAAGAAACAAGCGCACCAAACCUACGGGAAUAAAGGAUCUGGAUGCCAACUUCGCCGAAAUCCCGUGGCAAGCUAUGAUUCUGCGCGAAUCUAGCAAGACAUUGCUUUGCGGCGGUGCUAUAAUCGGUGACGAAUUUGUGCUGACUUCCGCUAACUGCGUCAACGGAAUCCCAGUACCCGAUAUCCGCAUCAAAGCUGGUGAGUGGGAACUGGGCAGUACCAACGAGCCGUUACCGUUCCAGUUGACUGGCGCCAAGAGCAUCGACGUGCACCCAUCCUACGACCCCUCCAGCAACGUCAAUGAUUUGGCUAUUAUCCGACUCGAGAAGCGCCUGGAGUUUGCGACUCAUAUUCAACCUAUAUGCAUUAGCGACGAAGAUCCUAAGCCAUCGGAGCAAUGCGUUACCUCAGGAUGGGGAAAGCAGGCCUUAUCAAUCCAUGAGGAAGGCGCCAUCAUGCAUGUGACAGACACCACGGCCCAGGGCCGCAGUGAUUGUGGAGCCGAUGCAAGCAGCGUGUGCAGCGCCACAAAGUUCGACGCGUGCCAAUUUGAUGUGGGCAGCGCCCUCGCAUGUGGCAGCGGAUCCAAUGUCCGACUAAAGGGUAUCUUUGCCGGCGAGAGCUCUUGCGGGGAUGGACAAACAGUGCGAUUCGCUAAGCCCGACAUCAAGUGGAUUAACACAGCUUUCGCCGAUCGCAAUAAACCACUGCUGCUAAAACGUUUUUGAGCUCGAAGAGGUAAA